AUGGAUCCUCAGAAUCAAUCCGGCUCCCAUCCCCAGCAGGGCCGGCCCCAGCCUGUUUACGACACAACGCAUGGCGGUCACUACGGCGCGAGCGCUGCGCUCUCCGCCCAGGGUUUCGCUCCCGCCGAACUCUACACCGGUCCUUGGGCCAAUGUUCACCAGGGUUUGACCGGACAGUACAAAGACAUCUUGACAACCUACUGGCAGCAGACGAUUAAUCACUUGGAGAGCGAUAAUCACGACUACAAACUGCAUCAGCUGCCCUUGGCCCGCAUCAAAAAGGUCAUGAAAGCCGACCCCGAAGUCAAGAUGAUCUCUGCCGAAGCGCCGAUCCUCUUUGCCAAGGGUUGCGAUAUCUUUAUCACCGAGCUUACCAUGCGCGCCUGGAUUCACGCCGAAGAGAAUAAGCGCAGGACUCUGCAGCGCUCUGACAUAGCAUCUGCGCUAGCCAAAUCGGACAUGUUUGAUUUCCUCAUCGAUAUCGUGCCCCGCGAAGAGGCUUCGUCCCAUGCCAAAAGAACUGCUGGUCAAGCUGCUCCUGCUUCCCAAGGCGUCCCGGCCCAAGCCGCUUCCCAGAUACCAGGCCAGCAUGGUUCCUUGCCACAGGCCACCAAUCACUCUUCCUCAUCCCAUCCCAUGGCUGCAACUGACUACGGCCUCGCUGGCCAUGCCCUCGGCCCUGAUCAAGACUACCGGCAGAACCCCAACAUGUACCCUGGCCAAGUACAGCCAGGCCCUUCGGCUCCCUACGGCCAAGCUCAACAACCCAUGUAUGGCGAGAUUGAGGGAAUGUACGGAUACGGGGGGAUGCAGCCUCAGCAGCCGCCUAUGUCCUCCGAGGAAUUCGAGUAG
Messenger RNA from Colletotrichum destructivum, 852 nucleotides. Its product is annotated as Putative histone H2A/H2B/H3, histone-fold. Gene Ontology annotation, molecular function: protein heterodimerization activity; DNA-binding transcription activator activity, RNA polymerase II-specific; RNA polymerase II cis-regulatory region sequence-specific DNA binding. The record is from RefSeq and is a predicted model, not a curated record. The coding region runs from base 1 to 852 and encodes 283 amino acids. NCBI's taxonomy places the organism in Eukaryota, Fungi, Ascomycota, Sordariomycetes, Glomerellales, Glomerellaceae. The transcript is spliced from 5 exons. Gene Ontology annotation, cellular component: CCAAT-binding factor complex; nucleus. Gene Ontology annotation, biological process: regulation of transcription by RNA polymerase II.